GCUCUGUGACGUCAUCAUGACGGAUGCUUGUUUGCGGAAGUGAUCAAAGCAAAGGACGAAGGUUGUGCAGGCAUGAUGGAGGUGCGGAGGAAAUUAUUGAACUCGGUUGAAAAGUGUGUAGACGAGGCUUUGGAGGGUCUCGUCAGGAGUAACGGGGGUCUGGCGCUGCUGCGGGGCCACAGAGUUGUGCUGCGGUCCGAUCUGGAGAGCAUUAAGGGAAAGGUAGCGCUCCUUUCCGGAGGAGGAUCCGGCCACGAACCCGCGCAUGCAGGUUAUAUUGGCGUGGGAAUGCUGUCCGGAGCUGUGGCGGGAGCAGUAUUUGCGUCUCCUCCUCCAGGCAGUGUGCUGGCUGCCAUUCUGACUCUGUGGAAGGGGGGUGCUUCGGGAGUCCUGCUCAUCGUGAAGAACUACACGGGUGACCGCCUAAACUUUGGCAUAGCUGUCGAACAGGCCCGGACACAGGGCGUGCAUGUGGACAUGGUGAUUGUGGCUGAUGACUGCGCCUUCGCUCAGCCCAGCAAGGCCGGCAGGAGAGGCUUGUGUGGAACUGUGUUCAUUCAUAAGAUUGCUGGAGCUCUGGCAGAGAAAGGCUGUCCAUUGGAUGAAAUUGUUGCACGGAUGAACGAAGCAACAAAAAAUAUUGGCACGCUGGGUGUUAGUCUGUCUCCAUGCAGUGUGCCUGGAUGCCUUCCAUCUUUCCAGCUUCCACCAGGGGAGAUGGAGCUGGGACUGGGGAUCCACGGAGAACCAGGUAUUAAGAGAUCAAAAGUGGCCUCUGCUGAUGAAGUUGUGAAAACCAUAAUAAGUCACAUGACCGAUUCCUCGAACAAAUCACAUCUGUCCUUGAAAUCAGGAGACAAGGUGGUGCUGUGUGUGAAUAAUCUUGGUGCACUCUCAUGUUUGGAAAUAGCUGUGGUUUCUAAAGUGGCCAUACACUGCCUAGAGGAGCGUGGUGUGCUGGUUGUCAGGGUGAUGUCGGGGUCAUUUAUGACAUCACUGGAGAUGGGGGGAAUGUCUCUUUCUUUAAUGAAGGUCGAUGAAGAGAUGCUCAGACUGUUUGAUGCUAAAACCACAGCCCCGGCCUGGCCUAACCUCAGCACAGCCUCUGUGAGUGGGAGGAACAUGUUCAUGAAACCUGAAGAAAAACCUGCCGCAGCUUCAGAUAAUUAUAAUGAAGGUUCACUGUCUUCAGUCAUCCGACUGGUGUUGGAGUCCGUGUGCAAGAUCCUCCUGGAGCACCAAGAGGAACUCAACGCUUUGGACCGUGCAGCAGGAGAUGGAGAUUGUGGGAGCACACAUGCUCUCGUAGCUAAUGCCAUUCAGGAGUGGCUCCACACUAGCAGAAUCCCUGGGAACUUUGGCCAGCUUCUAGCAGAGCUUGCUCUGUUAGUUCAGCAAAGCAUGGGAGGAUCAUCAGGGGCGUUAUACUGCCUCUUUUUGUCUGCGGCUGCCCCUCAUCUCAAGCAAAACUGUGAUGGUGCAGCCUGGGCAAAGGCAUUGCAUGCUGGGACAGAAGCCAUGAAGAGAUAUGGAGGUGCUGAACCAGGGGACCGGACCAUGCUUGAUGCCCUGUGCCCUGCUGUGGAAGAGUUGAUGAAACUUUCCACGGCGGUGCCUCCUGAUGGUCACAUAGCUAUACUACAAUCAGCAGUGGAGAAAGCCGAUUUGGGAGCGGAAGCAACCCGCAAUCUCACUGCAAGGGCUGGACGUGCCAGUUACGUUGCGUCUGAACAUUUGACCCAGCCUGACCCUGGUGCCAUAGCGGUUGCUGCCAUUCUGAAGGCUAUACUCAAUGCUUUGAAGGCCUAGAGAUAGAGAAGCUCACCAACAGUUUCUUAAGGAACAGUAAUGCAAAAGGCUGUAAACAAAACACGAGUUUGCUAACAUUUGAUUAUAGCAGCUCUUAAAAAAUUAUGUGUGGAAAUUUAAAAUACAUUCUCCGAUCCCUGUUAAAUGUGAUUUUUAGUAGGUUGACAUCCUUUAAAAGUGUGUAAAAACUGUUGCUCGACACUCAACUAUGUUUGGCCCACAUAGAAGCAAUGGCUCAAUCAAUUGAGUGAGUUUGGUCCAAGAAACCUUUUUAAAACAGUCAUCAUUUUUGCACUGCAAUUUGUUGCCACUAACGGAGUUAACACUUUUUUAGCUUUAAUGCUGGAAAUACUGAAUAAUUAAUCAAUGCACUGCCAUUAAUGAAACAAUGAAAAUACUAAGACCAAAUAAUGUUAAAAUGAGAUAGCU
Molecule: messenger RNA, 2238 nt
Organism: Sinocyclocheilus grahami
Lineage: Eukaryota; Metazoa; Chordata; Actinopteri; Cypriniformes; Cyprinidae
Gene: tkfc
Product: triokinase/FMN cyclase
Exons: 17
Coding region: 73-1809 (578 amino acids)
Biological process (GO): glycerol catabolic process
Cellular component (GO): cytosol
Molecular function (GO): glycerone kinase activity; ATP binding
Source: RefSeq, a predicted model, not a curated record